AUGCGGGCAGAAUACUGUGAUCGGUGCUUAAGGGAAACUGAUAAGGUGAAUGGCGGAGAAGAUAGGGAAGAAGGAAGGGUUCUGGUGGUUAACCGACUGAAGGAGAGCGUGCAGGAGGAGAGCCGGCGGAUGACGAGGCUGUAUAGCUGGCUAGAUCGAGUGCGGGAGGUAGGAUGCUCGGUAUGCUUUGUUAAGUGGCACAUACACGGGGCAAAGGAGGAAAAUAAAGGGAGGAUAGAGCAUGAGCGGAAGGACUGCAAGCUGCUAAAGCAGAAGGAUUUUGAUCGAUGGCAGGCAAGACUACGGUUUGCAGACUACGAGUGCUGCUGGGAGUGCGGUCUGCCGUAUAACUGGUGUAGCGUGGGACGAGUGCAGG
Fusarium poae is the source of this 376-nucleotide messenger RNA. RefSeq lists its product as uncharacterized. The annotation marks the transcript as partial. The record is from RefSeq and is a predicted model, not a curated record. Lineage: Eukaryota; Fungi; Ascomycota; Sordariomycetes; Hypocreales; Nectriaceae. The transcript has a single exon.